AUGGUGGAACCUCUGAAUGAACCGAUCAGCAUGCGGAUGUCGCGUCUGCAUCAGGUGUUCAUGGGCAAGCCAUGUAACAUCUCCAACAACCUGUACCAGUCGCUGGUCAGUAAGGAGGGUCUGCUGGACUCACUCUUCGUUCUCUACAACGAAUGCAACAACGAAUACAUGAUCAAGCAGAACAAGGGCAUUGCCGAAUUCGUCAGCAAGUUCCGGCCGACGAUCCAGGAGCUGACGCGGCUGCGAAUUGGCAUCGGUGACUUUGAGGUGAAGAACGUGAUUGGUCGCGGACACUUCGGCGAGGUGCAGGUGGUGCGGGAGAAGCAGACGGGCGACGUGUAUGCAAUGAAAACCCUGCGCAAGGCCGAGACUCUCAACCAGCAGAACGUAGCGUUCUAUGAGGAGGAGCGGGACAUCAUGGUGAAGGCGAGCACGCCGUGGAUCACACAGCUGCAGUAUGCGUUCCAGGACGCCCGCAACAUCUACCUUGUCAUGGAGUUCCACCCGGGCGGGGACCUGCUCUCCCUCCUCGCCAGGUACGAUGAUAUAUUGGAGGAGGACAUGGCGAGGUUCUACUUAGCCGAGAUGGUGCUGGCCAUCCACAGUCUUCACCUGAUGGGAUACAAGAGCCUGCGUUUUCCGGAUGAUGGCGACGUGUCGGCGAUGAUGCGGGCGCUCAUCUCGGGCCUGCUAGCUGACACGAACCAGCGUCUCGGCUAUGAGCAGCUCUGCCAGCAUGCGUUCUUCCGCUCAGUCGACUUCGACAGCAUCCGUGGGACCGUGCCGCCGUUUGUCCCGAUCGUGAAGGGUCAGGACGACACGUCCAACUUUGACGAGUUUGAGCGAGAGGCGCCGCGGCCGUGCCUCGACGACUACCGUGCGCGCCGAGGAUUCGUCGGCAAGGACCUACCGUUCGUCGGGUUCACCUACACGAAGAGCGUGCACUCGGACAGGUUCGCCUCAAAGUCAGAGUCGUGCGAUUCGCCGAUAUUAAAGUCCAUCGACGAGAAACUGCGAAUGAAGAACGUUGAACUCCAGAGGGCGCUACAAAAGGUGCACAAGCUGGAGACGAUAGAAGGGAGCCAGCGGCAGGAGCUAGACAAGGUCAAAAGUCACUCAAAGGAGAUGAAGGAAGCGCUGAGCAAGGCGGAGGCUGAGCGUGACAUCAUUGAGCGUGGCAUGGCCAAGUACAUCACAGAGGCAAACACGCUGCGGCGGUCGAUGGACACGUACAAGCAGGAGAAGGCCGUCAUGGAAGAGAAGGCGCUGAGGCUGCUGCAGGAGAUACGGGAGAAGCACCAGAUGCAGAUCGAGCUCUCGCAGCAGCAGCUCAGAGAUGAGGUGGAACAGCUGAAGGGGGAGGUGGUGGAGAUCGAGGAGGAGCGGUACCGCGCGGUGAGGGAGAAGGAGAAGGCCGAGGGAGAGCUGAGAGAGCAGCGCUCCUGCAUCAAGCAGCUGAAGGGCAAGAUCGUCGACAUGAAGGAAAAAUCGAGCAAGAUGCAGGGAAGCCAGCUGAGCGGCGUGACAGACCUGCAGCAGCAGCUAGCGCGACUCACGGAGGACAGUGGACAGCGCACAAAUGACCUGCAGAACAAGCUCAGCCAGUCGAUGGCGACGGCGCGGGAGCUCCGCUCGCAGGCGGAGGAGAUGGAGGCGAGGGCCGCCGAGUACAAGCGGCAGACGAAGAACAUCAGGUCGCUGACGGAGGAGGUGCAGCGUCUGGAGAAGCUGACGGAGACGCUGACGGAGGAACUGAGGGAGAGCCGCACGAGCGAGCGCGCAGGGGGUGAUGAUGCUGCGGUCGCCGCCGGAGAGGACAGGACGGCAGAGUACGAGGAGAAGAUCAGGGACUUGGAGCGGCAGCUGCGGGGGGCCGACCGCCGCGAGUCGCGCCUUCUCAAGGUCAGCGCCGACCUUCAGGUCAAGGACACGCACAUCCAGGAGCUCGCCGAGGCCGUCGCCACACUUGAGAUACGGCUGCGUGACGAAAGGGAGAAGCCCGACCACGCGGAGGAGGAGGAGAGGAAGAGGGAGAGGGAGAGGGAGCGGAGGAAGGAACUGGAGAGCAAGCUGCAGGACAUGGAGCAGCAGCUGAAGCUGACCACCAACCAGAAGACGCGUCUGCAGGAGAGCGUCGACCGACUAGAGGCCUCCACUGCCGCAGCCGAGCACCGCCAGGGGGCGCUGCCACCAGUGUCAUCGUCGCCGCAGCAGCAGAGGCGUCGUAGCAUGACGCGGGUGGGCUCGAGGAGCAAGAUGACGGACGAGGAGUACAAUGCGCACGUCGAGGACUGCAAGGAGUGCAGGCGGCGCCAUGACGAGAAACUCGCCGACCUGAAACAAGAGAACUACUACCUGCAGACGACCGUCGGAAAGCUGGAGAAAGAGUUGGACAAAGUGGGAGCCGCGCGUGACGCGGUGAAAAUGAAGGCUCAGCUGGAGGAACAGACACGCAGCCUCCGCUCGCAGCUGGAGGAGGCGAGGAAGCAGGGGCAGGAGAGCGCGAUCGCUGUGGCGAGGCUCGCGGCGUCGGACAGGAGCGAGAGGGAGAAGGUCGCGCGCAUGGAGGAGGAACUGGUAGAGGUGCAGCGAGAGGCAGAGCACUACGUCACCAAGAUAGAGGAGAUGAGCUCGAAGACGGAGCAGAAGAAGCAGGAAGCCAGCGCGAGCACGGGGGAGCUGCGCAUGCUGAGGAGGCAGCUACAAGAGGCUGCGGCGACGAGCGAGAGACUCACGUCUGAGAUGCAGAACAAGGAUGAGCACAUAAGGAGGGAGGCCGGCGCUAAGAACAAGUGGCUCGGCGAGAAGGAGACCUUGCUCUCUGAGCUGUCAGAGAGGAAGCACAUCUGCGACAGCCAGGACGUGGGCUGUAACGAUCGAUACACUCGCGACGUUGUAUGGGCGGCAGCGGCGCCUUUGAUUGAAGUACGGGGCUCGAUCGAUUGCGAGUGCGUAGCGAGGCAAGUGGCGCUGCGCCGGGCGGAUGAGCUGGAGGCGCACAUACGGGAGCUGCAGCUGACAGCGUCCCGAGAGGUCGCUGCACGCGAGGCCACGCACACUAAGCUGCAUGGGGCUCAGCAGCAGCUGCGGACGCUGGCGGAGGCACACGCGUCGGAGGCGGAGGCGAGGGAUGACAUCCUCGCAGAGUACAAGCAUCACACGGAGGAGCUCACGCAGCAGCUGGCAGACUUGGAGCAGCUUCACGCGACGACGACCAUCGACCACAAGAACGCGCAGAAGCGUCUCGACAUGACCGACAACGAGACGAUCUGUCUCAAGGAGGAGCUGUCGCGUAACAUCACCGAGCUAAACGCGCAGAACGCGUCCAACUUCCGGCUGCGGCAGGCGGUGGAGGAGGCCGUGGAGAAGGGGGAGCUGCUGGGCCACGAGAGAGACGCGCUAGUCAGCGAGAUCGACACGUCAAGG
Priapulus caudatus is the source of this 3426-nucleotide messenger RNA. Its product is annotated as citron Rho-interacting kinase-like. The record is from RefSeq and is a predicted model, not a curated record. NCBI's taxonomy places the organism in Eukaryota, Metazoa, Priapulida, Priapulimorpha, Priapulimorphida, Priapulidae. Gene Ontology annotation, cellular component: cytoplasm; cytoskeleton. The transcript has 22 exons. Gene Ontology annotation, biological process: actomyosin structure organization; peptidyl-threonine phosphorylation. Gene Ontology annotation, molecular function: ATP binding; protein serine/threonine kinase activity. The annotation marks the transcript as partial.